Mugil cephalus (flathead mullet) is the source of this 2138-nucleotide messenger RNA. RefSeq names its product cytohesin 4b (gene cyth4b). The record is from RefSeq and is a predicted model, not a curated record. The transcript has 13 exons. Bases 117 to 1310 code for a protein of 397 amino acids. Gene Ontology annotation, biological process: regulation of ARF protein signal transduction. Gene Ontology annotation, molecular function: guanyl-nucleotide exchange factor activity. Lineage: Eukaryota; Metazoa; Chordata; Actinopteri; Mugiliformes; Mugilidae.
CAGCUGUUAAUUGCACUGUGAGUCCAAGCAGCUGCACAACUUAAUACCUUAACCGACUGUACGUAACUGGCUUUUGACGUUGUUUUUAUUUUUUACUUUUUCUUUCUUGGAUAUAAAUGACCAAUUGCCAAAUGGUUUCCUCCGAUUUCACAGCCGACGAGAAGAUGGAGAUCGAGAACAUCAAGACGUAUAAGGAGGACAUCCUGGAUGAUAUCCAGAAGCUAAAGAUGGAGAUAGACACCGUCAUGGCGGAAAUACUCAGCUUCGAGUCUGCAGAAGAAAACAAGACCAUAGAGAAGAGCAAACAGUUCUCAAAUGGGAAGAAGAAAUUCAACAUGGACCCCAAAAAGGGCAUCAGUUUCUUGGUGGAGAACAAGCUCCUGGACGGAGGAGCUCAGUCCAUCGCAGAGUUCCUCUACAAGGAGGAAGGACUGAAUAAGACAGCCAUUGGAGAAUUCCUUGGAGAAAGAGAGGAGCUCCACCUCCAGACCCUGAAGGCUUUUGUGGAGCUGCACGAGUUCUCCGAUCUCAACCUGGUGCAGGCCCUCAGACAGUUUCUGUGGAGUUUCCGUCUGCCUGGUGAGGCUCAGAAGAUCGACCGUAUGAUGGAGGCCUUCGCCACGCGCUACUGUGACUGCAACGCUCACGUCUUCCAGUCAACUGACACGUGCUACAUCCUGUCUUUUGCCAUCAUCAUGUUGAACACCAGCCUCCACAACCCCAACGUGAAGGACAAGACCACCCUGGAGCGUUUCAUCUCCAUGAACAGAGGCAUCAACAACGGAGAGGACCUACCUAACGAUCUGCUCUCGAAACUUUAUGAAAGCAUACGCAACGAGCCUUUCAAAAUCCCAGAGGAUGACGGGAACGAUCUGACUCACACCUUCUUCAACCCCGACCGAGAAGGGUGGCUCCUUAAACUCGGAGGACGGGUUAAGACGUGGAAGAGGCGAUGGUUCAUUCUGACUGACAACUGCCUGUAUUACUUUGAGUUCACCACUGAUAAGGAGCCCAGAGGCAUCAUCCCUCUAGAGAAUCUCUGCGUGCGAGAGGUGCCAUAUCCUCGCAAACCGUACUGUCUGGAGCUGUACAACCCCAACAGCCGAGGGCAGAAGAUCAAAGCGUGUAAAACGGAGACCGACGGCAGGGUGGUGGAAGGGAAGCACCAGUCCUACACCAUCUGCGCCGCCAGCGCCGAAGAGAGAGACUCCUGGAUCGAGGCAAUCAGGGCGAGCAUCACCAAGGACCCCUUCUACGACUUGGUCUCGGUGCGUAAGAAGAAGGUGAUAAACCAGACCCCUCAGGACUGAGCAGUGCGGCGCUCUGCCACGCGGACUCCAAAGCUACUGCACAACCGUGGGGUUCUGCCGCCUCUUUAAGUUGUCUUUGACUUCCUGCAACACAACCAAGUGAGGAGGCCCCCAGAGACCCGGACAGAGACACGCGCUGGCGGGGAGGGGGGGGGUCGCCUUUUCUAAAAGGAGGACUUCUCUUUCCACUUCUCUUUUCACGGGCUGAGAAAAACACGGUGCCAACACCGAAAAAGCCAGUGACUCAUUUCUGUUGCCCUCAGCCUCAAGCCUCAGAAGCCUUUAACAUAUUGUGGGCUGUUUACAUGUUUCUGCAGUGGCUGUUUAUUUGUGCACUUUCUUCUCUCAGCUCAGGAAGAUAAAUGAAGCUUGUGAUGGCUCAGCUGAAUGCUACAAAAAAAAAAAAAAACAACAAAAAAAAGGCGCGUACUCCUUUCACGGCUUCGUGACUGUUCUCAUAAGGCUCGAAAAUGGACACUGACAAACAAGGAAAUGCUAACCGGCUUCACACGUGUCCAGAGGGCGACCGUCAGCUCCGUCACGUUGAGUGUCAUGUAUGGUUGACGUUUAUGUACAUAUGUCUCAGAAAAUAUAUUGUCUUUCAGUUGUUUGUACUUUAUAAAGUGACAUUUUUGAAUUUCACUUAGUGGAAAGCACAGUGCAAUAUGUGCAAUGUACAUUGAAUCCUCCUUAUUGUGACUUUAUUAUAAACUGUAACGAUUACACUGUAACUACCGCAGACCGUACCUUAUAGAUGAUCUCACUGUAAAUGUCGUAUUUCUCAUGUGAUUCGCGAAUAAUUAUUUAAUAAAAAAAAAAAAAAAACAA